AUGGCUGUGUCGCCCUUGAUCGCUCUUAUGGAGAAACAAACGGAGAAAUGUGUGUCAUUAGGACUCAAGGCUGUGUACCUGAAUGAAGUCGCACAGGAAGCAACACUGACGAAUGAUGACAGUCUGCAAGUGAAGACUGACGGUAAGCUGGACAUUCGAUUCAUCAGUUACUGGUCAGAUGGGAAAGAGAUCAGCGGUCAUUGUUGUGACAAUGGGCUCCGGGUUUGGUGCAAUGAUAAAUGUGACCCAAUAUUUACACUGUGCAUUGAUGGCCCUGACGGAAGAGAGAAGUGUUCUCUAUAUGAAAGCACUACGGUCUACAUAGAUAACCACAACACAAUCCACUUUGGAAGCAGCAUUCAAGGAACAGCAAAUCCAUUCAUCAUCAAUGUGCCCAAAGCAGUACCGUCCUCAAUAAAAAUAACGGUGCAGGUGUAUGACAAAGAUGACUUCUCCAGUGACGACCACAUGGACACACUCUCCAAGCUGAUCAACAUCCAGGCUGCUACUUCAGAACAGACAGCCCUGUACACCCCAUACACAGUGUGGGGAAGAACAAAGUUACAGAUUGAGGUCCGUGCCUACUGUGACCCGGACUGGUACGGGUCAGUGUGUGAGACAUAUUGCAAGGCCCCUCCUGACCAGAGUGACUACACGUGCAACGAACACAAUGGAGCAAAAGUGUGCUUUGAAGGUUGGAAGGGAGAUGUCUGCGAUGAGGACGUCGAUGAAUGCGCAGCAAUAUAUAUUAACAACUUGUGUCAACAUGGGGGCAGUUGUACAAAUACACGCGGAGGUUUUGAGUGCAGUUGUGUGGAGGGUAUCACAGGAAGACGAUGUGAAAACAUUAUCAACCAGUGUGCACUGAAGCCAUGUCUCAAUGGAGGGACAUGUGACGGAAACCAAACAGACUUCCACUGCGCAUGCUCAGUAAAGUGGACUGGAGAGACAUGCGCAGAGACGGUUAAUUUCUGUGACAGCGCUUCCUGUAACAGAGGGAAUUGCACACCGGAACUCUUGACGGCAACUGGGUUCAAGUGUGAUUGUGAUUUUGCAUGGGUGGGGGAAAGAUGCAGUCAAAGUGUUGGCAUUGUCAACAUCACGCUCCUGGGAGAGAUUGAUCACACAAACAGAGGUGACCUGACCGAUGGCUUGAACAGACUCAUCACCGAACUUUGGGAAAUUCCAGGAAAAGUGGAUGUCAAGUUUACCGCAAAAACACAGACAGAAUGCAAUUAUACUACAACGUACGUACAACUCUAUUCAGCUGUAGAGAACGACACCAUCCUGGACAGCGCUUUAGUAAAUGUGAUCUUCGAAUCCAACAGUGAUGACGUCCUCAAUGAAUAUCUGCCUCUUCCGUUGUACCCUCCCCGACAAGAAGAGAAGUCGACGGUGAAGCGACCGCAUGGCAGCUGGAACACCGACUUUUAUGUGUUGGCCAUUCUACCCCCUUUAGGAUUUGUCCUGAUGACUGUACUGCUUGUAGCUAUGUACAUCUGGAGAAGAAGAUCACACAAUUCGGAACCAUUCAUACAGGACGAUGAAAUCUUAUUAUUUCAAAUGGGUGUUCCAUUCAACAGGAAUUCGAACCCACACAGACGCGGUACAAUUACAAGAAAUCUUCAGGAUGCAAGUGUUUCUCCAGAUGGUUACACAAGUCUUCGCUUCCAUGACGUACAUAGAGGGACACUCGUCACACACUGUGAUGACACAUCAAACAUCCAAGGAGCAACUGGAGAUAUGACUCUUGACCCGUGGAGCCAAGAGGGAGCAAGCGUUCCUCCAGAUGAAAACGCACGUCAUGAUGACGCAGCAACACUCGAUACACGCCGUCAUGUUACAUCAUACAUCCAACCAGUAACUGGAGAUAUGACCCUUGACCCGUGCCAUCUACAGGGCGAGGAAGAGGAUGAGUACACUGUCAUCGAUGACAACGAUGUUGAGGACAUCUCACAAGAAGACCCUCAUGAAAUGAUAGAAUCUUUCGAUUACACCGAUGUUGAAAACAUCUCACAGGAACAUCCUUAUGAAAGAUAAUGUUUUAGUUGUCCUAGACGAUGUAUCGUCAACCAAUAAGAAUAACGAAAGGACAUGAAUGUAUUCGACGCACUACCCUUUGAGUGUGUUCCCAGUACCAGAGUUGAAAAACCACACUGCAUUUGAUUUCAUUCUCAUAUAAUGUAAUAUUGAUAAUGUAAGAUAUGAAAAGCAUCUCCGACAUCAGACAGAUGUAGGAUUGGGAUGCUAAUAACACUGUCAUCACAGCUAUCAGAGUGGGGUAGGACUAGGAUGCCAAUUACACUGUCAUCGCAGCUAUCAGAGUGAUAUAGGCCUAGGACGCCAAUAACACUGUCAUCGCAGCUAUAUAAGUGAUGUAGGACUAGGAUGCCAAUAACACUGUCAUCGCAGCUAUCAGAGUGAUGUAGGACUAGGACGCCAAUAACACUGUCAUCGCAGCUAUCAGAGUGAUGUAGGACUAGGAUGCCAAUAACACUGUCAUCGCAGCUAUCAGAGUGAUGUAGGACUAGGACGCCAAUAACACUGUCAUCGCAGCUAUCAGUGAUGUAGGACUAGGAUGCCAAUAACACUGUCAUCGCAGCUAUCAGAGUGAUGUAGGACUAGGAUGCCAAUAACACUGUCAUCGCAGCUAUCAGAGUGAUGUAGGACUAGGACGCCAAUAACACUGUCAUCGCAGCUAUCAGAGUGAUGUAGGACUAGGACGCCAAUAACACUGUCAUCGCAGCUAUCAGUGAUGUAGGACUAGGAUGCCAAUAACACUGUCAUCGCAGCUAUCAGAGUGAUGUAGGACUAGGAUGCCAAUAACACUGUCAUCGCAGCUAUCAGAGUGAUGUAGGACUGGGAUGCCAAUAACACUGUCAUCACAGCUAUCAGAGUGAUGUAGGACUAGGACGCCAAUAACACUGUCAUCGCAGCUAUCAGUGAUGUAGGACUAGGAUGCCAAUAACACUGUCAUCGCAGCUAUCAGAGUGAUGUAGGACUAGGACACCAAUAACACUGUCAACUCUGUCAUCAGAGUGAUGUAGGACUGGGAUGCCAAUAACACUGUCAUCGCAGCUAUCAGAGUGCGCCAGAUGCGGUUGAUAGUUCACCGGUUAAAGUGUUGACUUGCACGUCGACUGAACGGGUUAUAAUCCCAUGAUGUGCGCAUUUUGUGACCACCAUAUUUAGGAUCUGUUUGCGUGUGAUGUAAUUGAUGUGGGAUACCAAAGAGCCAGGACUGUGUCAUGUACCUGGGGGUGUGUGGUAGACUAUUGUGAAAGUGUUAGCUCUUCACCCCAAAUACCAGCAUUCGAUUUCCAGCAUGGGUACAAUGUGUUCAUAGUUGGUGUCCCCCGACGUGAUAUGGAAGAACAUUGCUUAAACUCGCACCGACCUUACAUAGCUAUAGCCAUUUAUAUGUCAGAUCUACUGGCAACAUAGAGACUACUACACUCAUUCUCGUCAGAUGCCAUUUUUACGAAACGAGUGAAUUUUCUACGGUAUCUGACCGAGCGAAAGCGAACUCAGAUACCAUAGCAUGUUCACGAGAGAAUGUUUUCGAUAGAUUUGUAUCGGAACUGUUCACUUUUAGUGAUCUGAUCGUGCAGUCGUCACUGAGUUGUGUACGUUUAUUUAUGAACAAACACCUUCGGAAACAGUGCCACAUAAUACGCUUCGAACGGGACAAUGAUGGUACAGUACAAUCGGAGGAUCCAACGUAAGUCUAGAUAUCUGUCCAGAUAGUUUAAACUGACUUCCUAUCAUCAUGCAUAACAUUUUAGGUUAAAUCAAUUUUAACGUCGCGAAAGUGGUCGGGUGCGUCACGGUCAUAGGGACCCUUGAUGUAUCGGUAGUCGUAUAUUGUAAAUGGAUGUGGCUCGAUUAAAUAAUGUCUGUAGCAGCUCUACGCAUACCUAAUGUAGAAUGCAAAGCGAAUUUGAUGCGGGUGACCAUCUUGUUGGGUUUAUUUAAGUGUUUGUAAAUGUUUCGCUUUCAUGUCAUUCCUUCAGUUCUGCAUCGAUGUUGUAAAGCGUUUCUAAAAGUGAAUGACGUCUCGUGUUUUUUAUGAAUGAAAAAAGUAGUUCUGGUGUGACAUGUACAGAGGUCACGGUUAUCCAAUCAAAACGAAUAAAACGAGGUCAUUCUUGUAUGACAAAAGUGUGACGUAUGGAUUUAGUAUCAUACCACCUGUAUCUUCACCACGUGGGUAUUGAUUGCUUGUAUUUACUGCUACAGAUAGAUAUUUAGAUUAUAGUUUGUAAAUAGAGAUAAAUAACAUGAUGUACACAUUGUAAUAGCUGAAUG
Haliotis rufescens (red abalone) is the source of this 4308-nucleotide messenger RNA. Its product is annotated as protein jagged-1-like. Bases 1 to 2040 code for a protein of 679 amino acids. Gene Ontology annotation, molecular function: calcium ion binding. Gene Ontology annotation, biological process: heterophilic cell-cell adhesion; establishment or maintenance of epithelial cell apical/basal polarity; cell communication. NCBI's taxonomy places the organism in Eukaryota, Metazoa, Mollusca, Gastropoda, Lepetellida, Haliotidae. Gene Ontology annotation, cellular component: plasma membrane; protein-containing complex. The transcript is spliced from 11 exons. The record is from RefSeq and is a predicted model, not a curated record.